This is a messenger RNA of Letharia columbiana, 231 nucleotides long. RefSeq lists its product as uncharacterized. The record is from RefSeq and is a predicted model, not a curated record. NCBI's taxonomy places the organism in Eukaryota, Fungi, Ascomycota, Lecanoromycetes, Lecanorales, Parmeliaceae. The transcript has a single exon. Bases 1 to 231 code for a protein of 76 amino acids.
AUGGAUGUCUUCUUGGUGGUUGUCUUAGCCGCCAUUACACUUGUCGCAGGCGAAGUCCCAGGCUAUUCAAUUGGUGUUGCGAAUCGUAAUGCAACCUUUGACUACAUUGUAAUCGGUGGUGGCACAGUAGGCCCACGGUCGCUGCGCGUCUCGCUGAGGGCACAUCGGAUAAGGUUGCGAUCAUUGAAGCAGGCGGCUUCUACGAGGUUGAUAGUGGUGAAGCAAGUGUGA